UGUAAGCCUAUCGAAGCCAGCUGUACAAGCGAGGCGGAAAAACUCAAAAGAAACAGUUAAAAUAGAGACGCUUGCUUUUUGCGCACCGAAGAAAAACGCAAAAUCAAAAUAAUUAUAUUUUUAAUUAGACAUAAUUUGGAAAUAGAAACAGAGAAUCGCUGCAAUUAUGCCGCGUACCAAGAUAACAAAGAACUCGAAACGGAACCGCGAGGCCGCCAAUCGCGAGGAAAAAAUCCGCAUAUUCGAAUUAAAAAUGGAUUCCGUGCUGAUGAGCAUUGACGAUCUGGAGCAGCGCUACAAUGGAAUGGUCGAGACGCAGCUGCAGGGAGUCUUGUUGCGCUUGCAAACGGAGCUACGUGAAAUGAAAAUGUGCGACUUCCUGGAAAUUCUGCCCAACUUAGAGCAUUUCGGUGACUUUAAGGCCAGUGAUCAGACGCAGCAUCUGGGCUCGCAGUCCAUGUACAGCAAUACAACAAAUGGCGGCGGCGGUAGCAGCAGUAAUUGCGCUGCUGUAACAACAGUGACCAGCAGUCGCAACGACGAAGGCUACUUUACAGAGGACAGCGGCCUGGGCGGCGCCGUCAGCUGCAGCAGUGCCAGCACUUUGUCCGCGUACACAGGGUCCAUGCUACGCUCGGCCAAGGCAAUGCGCACACCUGGGCCUUUGCAUUCGGCACGUGCUCGUCGCGAGCGUCGCAGUCGUUCAGCCUGUGGCAGCGUCAUACCAAAGGUGCUUGGAAACACAAGCAGCGUUAUAACUAGCAACAGCAGCACCUCGAAUGCCCAACGAAAUUCGCGCAGCAAAAUGCGAACUCCCAUGGCAGCGCGACCGAAGGCCAUCAGCGCAGAUCGUACGCCGCGCAUGCUCAAGAAGCGCAAUACCUCACCCAACACGCCGCCAAUGGCCUUCCUGCGCUGGCCCAAGCCCGGCGAGGUGGCGCUCUCCAAAUACGGCAGUCCCAUUGUUGCCCAGGUCAUGCCCGACAAAUUUGCGAAUGUGAACAUACCCAUACGCAAUGGCAUAUUAUCGCUGCGGCCGAAGAAACUGGCAGAGGUUAAGUCGGAGCUGCUGGAAAAUCUGGAUGAGGAAACUUUAAAUCAAAUCAGAACAUUGCACGAGAGCUUGCAGCUGAUCGUAAAUACGGCCAAGCAGGCUGGCUUGAAAUAACCUCAACGCUGCUAUCUAUUUAACUAUCUAACUACAUUUACAUAUUUGUUCGCUUACCGUACACGACACAUUUUUUAUGUUCAUUUAGUUUUUAAGUUCAGUUCGCAUAUU
This is a messenger RNA of Drosophila hydei, 1279 nucleotides long. Its product is annotated as borealin. Gene Ontology annotation, cellular component: spindle midzone; chromosome, centromeric region; chromosome passenger complex. NCBI's taxonomy places the organism in Eukaryota, Metazoa, Arthropoda, Insecta, Diptera, Drosophilidae. Bases 167 to 1168 code for a protein of 333 amino acids. Gene Ontology annotation, biological process: mitotic sister chromatid segregation. The transcript has 3 exons. The record is from RefSeq and is a predicted model, not a curated record.